Oryza sativa Japonica Group (Japanese rice) is the source of this 1856-nucleotide messenger RNA. RefSeq names its product UDP-glycosyltransferase 72B3. Gene Ontology annotation, molecular function: UDP-glycosyltransferase activity. The record is from RefSeq and is a predicted model, not a curated record. Lineage: Eukaryota; Viridiplantae; Streptophyta; Magnoliopsida; Poales; Poaceae.
CGCACACACAAAACACAAACACAACGCAACACAACCCAACCGCAUCGCCUCCUCCACCACCCGCCCGCCACACGCCCAAAAAACGCCCCGAAAUCCCCUCCAAAUCGCCCAAAACCACCGUACGCCGUCGCUACAUGGAGAACGGCAAGUGCAACGGGUCGUCGACCACCAAGUGCAACGGUGCGGCGGCGGCGGCGAUGCACGUGGCGAUGCUGGUGACGCCGGGGAUGGGGCACCUGAUCCCGCUGGCCGAGCUGGCGAAGCGGCUGGCGGCGAGGCACGGCGUGACGUCGACGCUGCUCACGUUCGCCUCCACGGCGUCGGCGACGCAGCGGGAGUUCCUGGCGUCGCUGCCGCCGGCGAUCGAGUCGGUGUCGCUGCCCCCCGUCGACCUCUCCGACCUCCCCGCCGACGCCGCCAUCGAGACGCUCAUGUCGGAGGAGUGCGUCCGGCUGGUCCCGGCGCUCACGGCGAUCCUGUCCGGGAUCAGGGAGAGGCGGCGGCUGGUGGCGUUCGUCGCCGACCUGUUCGGCGCGGACUCGUUCGACGCCGCGCGCGACGCCGGCGUGCCCAGGAGGUACCUCUUCUUCCCCACCAACCUCCACGCGCUCACGCUGCUCCUCCACCUCCCCGACCUCGACGUCUCCAUCCCCGGCGAGUUCCGCGACCUCGACGAGCCCGUCAGGCUCCCCGGCUGCGUGCCCAUCCCGGGGAAGGACAUCCUCAUGCCGCUCCAGGACAAGUCCAGGGCGUGCUACGGGUGGAUGGUGCACCACGGCACGCGCUACCGCGACGCCGACGCCAUCCUCGUCAACUCGUUCGACGCCGUCGAGCCCGACGCCGCCAGGGUGCUCCGCCACCCGAAGCCCGGCGUCCCGCCGGUGUUCCCCAUCGGCCCGCUGAUACAGACGCACUGCGCCGGCGACGACGACGCCGCGGCGCCUCCCUCGCCGCGCGCCGCGUGCCUCGACUGGCUCGACCGGCAGCCGGACAGGUCGGUCAUCUUCGUCUCCUUCGGCUCCGGCGGCGCGCUGCCGACGGAGCACAUGCGCGAGCUUGCGCUCGGGCUGGAGCUCAGCGGGCAGCGAUUCCUGUGGGUGGUGCGGAGCCCGAGCGACGAGGGCGAGGUGAGCGCCAACUACUAUGACGCUGAGACGAAGAAGAACCCCUUCGGCUACCUCCCCGAGGGGUUCGUCGAGAGGACGAAGGAGGUGGGCCUGCUGGUGCCCUCGUGGGCCCCGCAGACGAAGGUGCUGGCCCACCGGGCCACGGGAGGGUUCCUGACGCACUGCGGGUGGAACUCGGUGCUCGAGAGCCUCGUGCACGGGGUGCCCAUGGUGGCCUGGCCGCUCUUCGCCGAGCAGCGGCAGAACGCCGUCAUGCUGACGGAGGGCGCCGGGGCCGCGAUACGGGUGCCCGAGUCCAAGGGGAAGGAGAAGAUCGCGGCGGUCGUCAGGGAGAUGAUGGUAGGGGAAGGGAGGGGCGCGGCGGUGCGUGCUAAGGUAGCUGAGCUACAGAAGAUGGCGACGGAUGGCCUCCGAGACGGUGGCGCCGCCACGUCAGCGCUCGAUGAGGUGGUGGACAAGUGGACAGGAGGGGAGAAGUAGGUGGCAUCUUGACAAAAUACACUUGGCCAUAUAUAUGCACCUCCUUGAUGGCUGUACGGUGUGUCUACUCCUCUUGUCUCUUUUUUAUCAUUGUGCACUGGAUUUUCUUGUUAGGUAGUACGUGUGGUUCGCAUGUACGUGAGGAGAUUAGAUUUAUAAUUUGAGUCCCAUUAAUAAAAGGGGACCAUGUGUAUAUGAAAUGCAGUUAUGCCCAAUUUAUAUUGACUUCCAACUCUUAUACUUUAUCCA